This is a messenger RNA of Homalodisca vitripennis (glassy-winged sharpshooter), 1072 nucleotides long. RefSeq names its product protein takeout-like. The record is from RefSeq and is a predicted model, not a curated record. NCBI's taxonomy places the organism in Eukaryota, Metazoa, Arthropoda, Insecta, Hemiptera, Cicadellidae. The coding region runs from base 69 to 827 and encodes 252 amino acids. The transcript is spliced from 6 exons.
UCACGGCCACUAUAUAACCCGGUGGUCACAGUCUACAGGCAGUCCGCUCCCUGCCCAGCCGCGCCGCCAUGAAGUCUGCCGUUGCCGUCGUCGUGGUGCUGGUGGCUGUGGUAGUAGACCUCGCCCUCCCCGCCAAACUGCCCACGUACAUCAAGGCUUGCAAAAGAAACGACCCUAAGUUGAACGAGUGCGCACUAAAGAAUGGACAAGAGGCGAUACCUAAACUUAUCGACGGUGACGCGAAGCUCGGCAUCCCCAAGCUCGACCCUCUUGAGAUCGAGAAGGUCGUGGUGGGAGACAGCAAGAGCGGCAGAGGUCUGGGCAUCACUUUCUCCUGCUACAAGUGCCUGAUUAGCGGCCUGAGAAACGUCAAACUAGAAGAUGCGAUAUUUGACUUGGAGAAGAAACGUAUUGAGUUGAGAGGAUCGGUGGCGUCGAUCGGAGUUAAUGGCAAAUACACAGCAAACGGCAAAGUGUUGAUUCUCCCCAUCAAGGGCGACGGAGACGCGAACCUGACCCUUGGAGAUCUGAAGCUCACCUACAAGACGGACUUCGAGUUGCAGAAGGGCAAGGACGGCAAGGACCACAUUCAACUCAAGAGUCCUGAACUUGACUUUCUGGCCAAUCAGUUCAAAAUUAGGUUGACCAACCUGUUCAACGGGGAUAAGACUCUAGGCAAUCAGAUGAACGUUUUCUUGAACGAGAACUGGGAGGAGGUGCUGAAGGAGUUCAGGCCUGCGGUGGGACAGGCCGUCGGCCAGGUCAUAACUCUGAUUGUCAACCAAAUCGCUGAGAAAGUCCCUUAUGACGAGAUUUUCCCCAAGUAACACUGUGAUCACGCUGUGGUCUCUCCUACUGUGAUCUUAUUCUCUAUAAUUUAUGUACUAUUAUAAUGUACAGUUCCUUGUACACAUCAUUCCUUCCUCUUCCCACCUUAGAGAGAUGUUAUAUUAUUAGUCACUUUGUUUACCAAAAAUACUCGUUUGUGUAGAUAGUGAGACUUUAUAAACACCCUUCCUUAGCGUUAUUAUUAUUGCUAGUUGCUUAAGUUAAUAAAUUAUUUGACCCUUGA